Aspergillus candidus is the source of this 1014-nucleotide messenger RNA. Its product is annotated as terpenoid synthase. Lineage: Eukaryota; Fungi; Ascomycota; Eurotiomycetes; Eurotiales; Aspergillaceae. The transcript is spliced from 3 exons. Gene Ontology annotation, molecular function: carbon-oxygen lyase activity, acting on phosphates. The record is from RefSeq and is a predicted model, not a curated record. Bases 1 to 1014 code for a protein of 337 amino acids.
AUGACUCUUGAAAUAGAUGGAGAGACCACAUUUGCCUAUCAUGGCCUGAAAACAACCCAAACCACUCACUUGGAGACUGUCAAAUCACUCAUACAAGAAUUUCUCGAAGACAUCCAGUUCGACCGCAACCUGCCCUUUAUCAAAGACCAUGAACUAGAGGCAGCAGUUUGGACGUACUUUAAGAGCCUCAACAUGGGCCAGAAGUUAGAGAGCUCCGUGCACGAUGUCUUGAAGCUUUCCGCAACCCUAACACACCAGGCAUACACGCAGCUGCCAUUUGAAAACAAGGUUCUAUGCACUAUACAAAAUCUGUAUAUGUUCCUCAUAGAUGACAUUGCCGACGAUUUCAUGGAGGAGCUUCGCUGCUUCGGGCAGAACUUCAUUCUCAACAUCCACCACAACCACCCCCUCCUCCGCGGCUAUGACACCCACCUCCGCUACCUCUCCCGCUACUACGGCCCCCAGCGCCACUCAACUAUCGUAAAGUCCAACCUCGACUACGUCAACGGCCGCAUCAUCGAGCACGAGAUGGACACCGCGCGAUUCAAGUUUCCGCCUGGCUCAAAGCUCAUGCCCAUGUUUCUACGCACCAAGGUCGGCGCCUCCGAGACCAUGGUGUCCAUGCUGUUUCCCAAAGCAGCCUACCCGGAGGAAGAGAACCUCAUGCGGUAUUUGCCCGCCGUGGCCGAGCUGAUGAUGUUUACCGACAUGACGAAUGAUAUCCUGUCUUAUUACAAGGAGUUUGUGCUCCGCGAUGAAAAGACAAAUUUUGUGGCAAAUUUCGCCGAGACGCACGAUAUGUCGCACCUUGAUGUGUUGCGGCAUUUGGUGAGCUAUGCUCCUCAGCUCGUCAAGUCCGUGUUUCGCAUGCUUCAUGGCCAGCAGGACCUGCUGGAUACUGUGCAGAAUUAUUUCAAUGGCUAUAUCAUGAUGUUCACGGCCCACCGGCGGUAUCAUUUGGUAGAAUUGUUUGAGGACGAGGGUUACCUGAUGCCUUAUGACGAGGAUUCAUAA